AUGGUAUUCAAGUGCUAUGUAGAGAGCGGCCAGCUGGCCUACAUCUCCUUUGGGCCGCACGCCAGCAGGCUAGUAGCUAUUGUGGUCAAGUUGCCACACAGUGUUCAUCAGAAGGAUGUCUGGGCUGCUUGGGAGAAAGAAAAGAUCAAUACAAAGUGGAAAGCCACAAGAUGGGCCAAGAAGUUCGAAGCCAGAGAGAGGAAAGCUAAGAUGACAGAUUUUGACCGUUACGAAGUCAUGAAGGCUAAGAAAACGAGAAACAGAAUUAUCAAGCGUGAAGUGAAGAAGCUCCAGAAGGCAUCCACCCAGAAGGGGUCUCCUAAGAAGGGAGCUGCCCAGAAGGCACUUGCCGCAAAGGUCUCUACCAAGAAGAUCCCCUCAAAGAAGGCUGAGGGCCAGAAGGCAGCCCCUGCCCAGAAAGGUCAGAAAGCCUCUGGCCAGAAGGCCCCAGCCAAGAAGGGACCUGCCCAGAGAGGACCUGCCCAGAAGGGACCUGCCCAGAAGGCAGCUGCUCCAAAGGCCAAAAAAUAA
Trichosurus vulpecula (common brushtail) is the source of this 531-nucleotide messenger RNA. Its product is annotated as 60S ribosomal protein L14-like. Lineage: Eukaryota; Metazoa; Chordata; Mammalia; Diprotodontia; Phalangeridae. Gene Ontology annotation, molecular function: RNA binding; structural constituent of ribosome. Gene Ontology annotation, cellular component: cytosolic large ribosomal subunit; ribosome. The record is from RefSeq and is a predicted model, not a curated record. Gene Ontology annotation, biological process: ribosomal large subunit biogenesis; translation. The transcript has a single exon. The coding region runs from base 1 to 531 and encodes 176 amino acids.